Micropterus salmoides (largemouth bass) is the source of this 1266-nucleotide messenger RNA. RefSeq lists its product as uncharacterized. Bases 95 to 1216 code for a protein of 373 amino acids. Gene Ontology annotation, cellular component: nucleosome. NCBI's taxonomy places the organism in Eukaryota, Metazoa, Chordata, Actinopteri, Centrarchiformes, Centrarchidae. The record is from RefSeq and is a predicted model, not a curated record. Gene Ontology annotation, molecular function: DNA binding; structural constituent of chromatin; protein heterodimerization activity. The transcript has 3 exons.
GUCCUCAACUACGUCCGCAGACUGACUUUAAGUACCGGCGCUCAGGACCCGUCAGCUACCAGUUUUUCUUCGGAACGAACUAGAAGCUGAGAAAAUGAGCGGCCGCGGAAAAGGAGGAAAGGGACUCGGCAAAGGAGGCGCCAAGAGGCACCGCAAAGUGCUCCGUGAUAACAUCCAGGGCAUCACCAAGCCCGCCAUCCGCCGUCUGGCCCGCCGCGGCGGAGUCAAGCGGAUCUCCGGUCUGAUCUACGAGGAGACCCGCGGGGUGCUCAAGGUCUUCCUGGAGAACGUGAUCCGCGACGCCGUCACCUACACCGAGCACGCCAAGAGGAAGACCGUCACCGCCAUGGACGUGGUGUACGCUCUGAAGAGGCAGGGCCGCACCCUGUACGGCUUCGGAGAAGAACCAGCGCCGCCAGAACGGCUACAAUUGACUGCGAGCAGAGAAAUUGUGACCAUGCCUGAACCAGCGAAGCCAGCGCCCAAGAAGGGCUCCAAGAAAGCCGUGACCAAGACCGCCGGCAAGAAGGACAAGAAGAGGAGGAAGACCAGGAAGGAGAGCUACGCCAUCUACGUGUACAAGGUGAUGAAGCAGGUCCACCCCGACACCGGCAUCUCCUCCAAGGCCAUGGGCAUCAUGAACUCGUUCGUGAACGACAUCUUUGAACGCAUCGCCGGGGAGGCCUCCCGUCUGGCCCACUACAACAAGCGCUCCACCAUCACCUCCAGGGAGAUCCAGACCGCCGUCCGCCUGCUGCUGCCCGGAGAACUGGCCAAGCACGCCGUGUCCGAAGACUCGUCAACAAUGGCCAGGACCAAGCAGACCGCCCGUAAAUCCACCGGAGGAAAAGCUCCCAGGAAGCAGCUGGCCACCAAGGCCGCCCGUAAGAGCGCCCCGGCCACCGGCGGAGUGAAGAAGCCCCACCGCUACAGGCCCGGUACCGUGGCUCUCCGAGAGAUCCGCCGCUACCAGAAGUCCACCGAGCUGCUCAUCCGCAAGCUGCCCUUCCAGCGCCUGGUGAGGGAGAUCGCUCAGGACUUCAAGACCGACCUGCGCUUCCAGAGCUCCGCCGUCAUGGCUCUGCAGGAGGCCAGCGAGGCUUACCUGGUCGGUCUCUUCGAGGACACCAACCUGUGCGCCAUCCACGCCAAGAGGGUCACCAUCAUGCCCAAAGACAUACAGCUGGCCCGACGCAUCCGCGGAGAGAGGGCUUAAACUCACACACCCACACCUGGAAACAACACAACGGCUCUUUUAAGAGCCAC